Molecule: messenger RNA, 564 nt
Organism: Morchella sextelata
Lineage: Eukaryota; Fungi; Ascomycota; Pezizomycetes; Pezizales; Morchellaceae
Exons: 2
Coding region: 1-564 (187 amino acids)
Source: RefSeq, a predicted model, not a curated record
AUGUCAGAAGCUUGUAUCGUUUGCUGGGUCGAGGACAAGGUCCCUGUGUCCAAUCGUUCAACUAUGGCAAUAAGGGAGGCAUACGAAAGGGCAAAAUCAACUCUCGAUCUCUGCAAUGAACACCUUGGAGAAUCCUCACUUCCGCCUCACUACACACCCGAGACUCAGGCACAGAAAUUGGUCAACGUGACCUGCCACAUAGCGAGAAAAGCGUCUCAGGCUGCUUACGAGAAGCUGAUUAAGGAUUACCCGCUCAUCCAACAAGGGUCGGAGGUCGUUGUAGCCGGAAUCCAACAGUUCGCGAACUUACCGGUGGUAAAGAACGGCACCAAACUUGUAGUCAAGAAUGCGACCAUGAUUGCAAACAGUGAGAUUGUUGUCGAGGGUUCUAAGCUGAUCGUAGAGGACGUAGAAAAGCUGAAAGUGAGCGCACGACGCAUGCUACAUGCGGGGGCAAAAAGGGUUUGUGAAGCUACGGCUGAGGGAGCGAUGGAGGAUGUGAGAUAUUACCAUGAAGCGGAGAAUGGGGUGGACUCUGAGGAUGAGGAGUGUGUCUUGAUUUGA